Geosmithia morbida is the source of this 1266-nucleotide messenger RNA. RefSeq names its product 26S proteasome regulatory subunit T3. Gene Ontology annotation, cellular component: proteasome regulatory particle, base subcomplex. NCBI's taxonomy places the organism in Eukaryota, Fungi, Ascomycota, Sordariomycetes, Hypocreales, Bionectriaceae. Gene Ontology annotation, molecular function: ATP binding; ATP hydrolysis activity; proteasome-activating activity. The transcript has 4 exons. Gene Ontology annotation, biological process: proteasome-mediated ubiquitin-dependent protein catabolic process. The coding region runs from base 1 to 1266 and encodes 421 amino acids. The record is from RefSeq and is a predicted model, not a curated record.
AUGGCCGACACGGCAGUAGAAAGCUCGGCCAACCAGGCCCCCCCUCACAAAAAGGCUACUCCCUUGGGCACCCCUACCGUCGACAACUUUGAGGGUAUCCCCAUCGAUGGAGCCGAUGAAUAUGCUUCUCUCAAGAAGCUUCAAAGGCAGUUAGAAUAUCACCAGCUUCAAGAAGAGUACAUCAAGGAUGAGCAGAGGAGCCUGAAGCGCGAACUAGUGCGCGCACAAGAAGAAAUCAAGAGGAUCCAGAGUGUUCCCUUGGUCAUUGGACAAUUCAUGGAAGCCAUCGAUCGAAACACUGGCAUCGUCCAAUCGAGCACCGGCUCCAAUUACGUCGUUCGCAUCCUGUCUACGCUCGACCGCGAGCUCCUGAAGCCGUCAUCCUCGGUCGCCCUGCACCGCCACUCCAACGCUCUAGUCGACAUCCUCCCACCGGAGGCUGACUCGUCCAUCGCCAUGCUGGGGACCGACGAGAAGCCCGACGUGUCGUACGCCGACGUCGGAGGACUGGACAUGCAGAAACAGGAGAUACGCGAGGCCGUGGAGCUGCCCCUCACCCACUUCGACCUGUACCACCAGAUCGGCAUCGACCCGCCGCGCGGCGUCCUCCUGUACGGCCCCCCGGGAACGGGCAAGACGAUGCUGGUCAAGGCCGUGGCCAACUCGACGACGGCGAGCUUCAUCCGCGUCGUCGGCUCAGAGUUCGUCCAGAAGUACCUGGGUGAAGGCCCCCGCAUGGUUCGUGACGUCUUCCGCAUGGCCCGCGAGAACUCCCCCUCCAUCAUUUUCAUCGACGAGAUCGACGCCAUCGCCACCAAGCGCUUCGAUGCCCAGACCGGCGCCGACCGCGAGGUCCAGCGCAUCCUCCUUGAGCUCCUCAACCAGAUGGAUGGCUUUGACCAGACCGCAAACGUCAAGGUCAUAAUGGCCACCAACCGCGCCGACACCCUCGACCCCGCUCUCCUCCGCCCCGGCCGCCUAGACCGCAAGAUUGAGUUCCCCAACCUUCGGGACCGCCGUGAGCGUCGCCUUAUCUUCACCACCAUCGCCUCCAAGAUGAGCCUGGCCCCCGAGGUGGACCUCGACAGCCUCAUCGUCCGCAACGACCCCCUCUCGGGCGCCAUCAUCGCCGCCAUCAUGCAGGAGGCUGGUCUCCGCGCCGUCCGCAAGAAUAGGUAUAACAUCAUCCAGUCCGAUCUCGAGGAUGCCUACUCGGCACAGGUCAAGGGUGUCCAAGAGGACAACAAGUAUGACUUUUACAAGUAA